Messenger RNA from Aaosphaeria arxii CBS 175.79, 420 nucleotides. RefSeq lists its product as uncharacterized. The coding region runs from base 231 to 416 and encodes 61 amino acids. The record is from RefSeq and is a predicted model, not a curated record. NCBI's taxonomy places the organism in Eukaryota, Fungi, Ascomycota, Dothideomycetes, Pleosporales. The transcript has a single exon.
CUCCACCAUGCUCACAACGGAGUCGUACUUCGCUACCCCGCAGAAGGAAGCGAGUCCACGUCUAAGAUAACUAUCUGCACUGCCUCGCUGCACGUCAAGGGUGGUGCGGACUUCGCGCGCAUUGAGGGCUCAGAGGGGACGAUCACUAUCUACGGACUUGGACCCAGCGUGCCUGUAAGGUUUCGAGUAAGAAGACUGCCAAAGAGGGGGGAGAUGAGGGAAGAGAAGAGAUGUUUAAGUUUAGGCAGCCGGAGAGGAUGUUGGAGUUCUUUUAUGAGGCGGAUGCGGUGGCAGUGGAUAUCGCACAGGGGAGGGGGGAGAAUGGGGUUAUGCCGUUGGGGCAGACGGUGAGAAUGUUGGGGUUUAUGGAUGCGGUGAGGAGGGACGCAGGGUUGGUGUAUCCUCAAGAUGGGUGAUGUU